GGCGCUUUACCGCCAUAGCCGUUUUAUCUACUAGUGUUUGUGAAUUGGUUUUUCGUAUGAAAGUCGGAGUCGUUGAGUGGACUUGAGUUCAGUAGUGGUCGGUCGAAUGCACGGAAAGUAUGGGCAUGGAAAGCAUCGUUUGAUUAACUUUUUCCCCUAUUACGUUAUUCACUGCAAGAAAAAUCGGUUUCCACAGCGUCACCAAAUAAUUUAAUACUCGCUAAAACCGGCUACGACAGGUAGACCAAGUAUUCCGAUCUCUCUGACCAUUUGAUCGCGUGACACACCUCGGAGGAACUUCUUUUCUUUUUUUUUUUGUUUUUUUAAUGUGAAACAAGCGAAAAGAGAAGGAAAGUUGCGUUUCGUACAUUCGCGAACGUUAAUUUUAAUUUUUUAAUAUCUUCACAAUAUAAAUUAUGAUUCAGUGUUAUGACGUAUCGUAGCAGAAAUUAUUCAGAAGAAAUAUUAAUUGAAUGUUUUCCGAUGACAGUGUGAAAUAUAAAAUGUUGUAACAGUGGUGUUCUUUGUUUGAAAUACGAUAUAUCAUUUCAUGGCGGGAAAUUGAAUUUUGAAGAAGCAGACGUCACCAGCUGGCCUCCUCUGCCUCUCUGUGCGAUUAUUCUUUGGAUAUCGAGUUUUGAGUUACGAUUAACAGACAAAUUCUUGUUUUAUUCAACGACGCGGAGCUCGCACACACGUUUAUCCGUACCACCACUCUACCUGACUGAGUGUUACCUGUUACCUCUGAGAAUUUUUUGGAGUUUCCGGCUCUCCCGGAAGGCGAUGCUUUUUGUCUUCGUGCAACACGAUUCGAUUAAAUAUAUCUCGAAACGUUAAAAACAAAAGCUACACAAAUGCCGAAAUCGGCGACCAAGUGGACGUUCUGGAGAAAGUGCAAGAGGCCCGUCGGCGAGGAGAACGAGGAGAAUAAAAAAGGAAAGAGGAAACGAGCAGCGGAAAUAGAGAUCGAGGAGGUGUCGACAAAAGACAAAGAGGUUUCGGUCGCGGAAACCAAACGAAAGACCAUGGAACACACGGUUACAAGAUGCGACGCCCGUUUACCAAAAGUCACGCCGAUCACCGACGACUAUGAAAUUAGCAAUCACGUACUCGGUCUUGGAAUAAACGGGAAGGUUGUCCAGUGUUAUGACAAAAACACCAGGGAGAAAUACGCGCUUAAGGUACUGUAUGAUUGUGUAAAGGCACGAAGGGAAGUUGAAUUGCAUUGGAGAGCAUCAAAUUGCAGGCACAUAGUGCAAGUCAAAGAUGUAUAUGAAAACACAUAUAGUGGAAAUAAAUGUUUGUUAGUUGUUAUGGAAUGCAUGGAAGGAGGAGAGCUAUUUGAAAGAAUACAAGAUAGACAAGAUGGUGCUUUCACAGAGAGAGAAGCUGCACAAAUUAUGUAUGAAAUUUGUGUUGCUGUAAAACACCUGCAUGAUAUGAACAUUGCACAUAGGGACCUUAAGCCAGAGAAUCUCUUGUAUUCUAAACCUGAUAGUAUUGGGAUAUUAAAACUUACUGAUUUCGGUUUUGCGAAAGAAACUCAUAUGAAAGAUACAUUACAAACCCCAUGUUAUACACCAUACUAUGUUGCUCCUGAAGUUCUGGGACCAGAAAAAUAUGAUAAAAGCUGUGAUAUUUGGUCACUUGGAGUUAUAAUGUAUAUACUAUUAUGUGGUUUUCCACCUUUCUACAGUAAUCAUGGUUUAGCAAUUUCACCGGGAAUGAAAAAAAGAAUUCGAUUAGGCCAAUACGAUUUUCCAGCCCCUGAGUGGUCUAACGUAAGCACUGAGGCAAAGAAUCUUAUCAAGGGUAUGUUGUGUACAGAUCCAGCUCAAAGACUUCAAAUUGACGACGUUAUGCGCAACAAAUGGAUUGCCCAAUAUACGGAAGUACCUCCUACGCCUUUACAUACUGGCCGUGUACUCCGAGAAGGUGAGGAACUUUGGCCAGAAGUUCAAGAAGAAAUGACACGCUCUUUAGCUACAAUGCGUGUAGACUACGAUACAGCCAAUUUGAAACAAUUGGAUCACACGAAUAACGCGUUAUUAAACAAACGAAGACGAGCGAAACAAACAAAUGCUGUACCACCGACUGCUAAUCCUACGCCAGCAUCCUAGGGAGACGCAAUAAGAGCCAGUCAGUACUGGCGCAAUUUUUUACGAAGAUGUAUAAGGUAUGGUAUAAUCACUAUGAGAAUUGUUUUUUAACAGUUACAUAUUGUAAAAUAUAAAAAAUUACAGCAGAAUAGUCUUGAAAAAAAUUCUACAUACACCGAAAAAUAUUAGGCAUAUGAACUUAUAUUCAACUACUAUAUUCUGCUACAAUUAAUAAUGGAAUGCAUGUAUUUGUACCGUAGUAUAUUUAAGUAAGAUUUUAAGAAACAUUUUUAAAAUGACGUAAUUGCCAAAUUUAAAUGACGAAAGCGCAGUGGAUAUGAAAAAAAUAUUUCAUCAUUUAUGGAGUGCAUUUUUCGCUUUUCAUAGUAAAAGUGAUAGUAACUUAAAAGAUUUAAUAACAGAAGAUUUAAAAGCAGAAAUACCAGAAUUAAAAGUAAAUUAAUCUGAUACAAAGAUAAUGUAUAUUACAAUUUAUAUUUAUUGAUGAAAUGUUGAUAAGGAAACAUUUCGUCAUUUAUAACUAUUUAUAUAGUAAAUUCAUAUUGAAAAGAAAUAUAAAACAUAUUUUUCGAUUAAAAAAAAAAGAAUGUUGGACUUCAUAAUGAAGUUUCUAUUAAAUAAUAUGAAUCUAGCAGCUUUUCAUUGAUUUACUUCAUUGAUUUACUAAAUUUAAAUCUUAAGUGAUUUAAAUCAUAAAUCAUAGACUAUAAUACUUAAUAAUUUUUAUGUGUAUAGUGGUUAUAUUUUUAAAUUAUUAAACUACUGUUAUUUAUCGUGACUGAUGUGUAAAACAAAAAUAAUUUGCAUUAUUGCAUCAAUGUUUAAAUUUUUGAUCAUGUACAGUUACAAAUUCUUUGAAUUAUGAAAACAAUAUUUAAUUAAAAAAUAAUGCAAAUGUAUGUUAUGUACUUUUAAGAUAUAUUUUGAUUGAGGCUGAAUACGUGUAAGAAUUCUUACAUAACUGUUGCAAGGUGCUAACGUAUAUUGCUGUAAUUAUUUUUUAGACGUUAAAACAAUACCACAACUUCCUAACUUUUUAAAUAAACGAAAUUUAUAAUAAAAAAUGGAAUUGCAAUAUAAAUGUAGUAAUUAUAUUUUUUUAGACAUAUUAUAAAAUAAAAAUUGAAAUUGAAAUUAAAAUAAUGCCUCAAACAAUACGAGGUCAAUUUUAAGUUUAGUGUUCAAUUAGUGUAGUUAAGUAUUUUAAUUAAAUACCGAUUUAGAUAACAUGUAAAUCGAGAGGUAAUGAAAUCUCAUGAAUGUAUCAUUGUUUCUUCUGAAACGACGAAUAUAUUAUGAAUGUAAAUAUAUGAAGUAUUUUUAAUAAGAUA
Molecule: messenger RNA, 3451 nt
Organism: Frieseomelitta varia
Lineage: Eukaryota; Metazoa; Arthropoda; Insecta; Hymenoptera; Apidae
Gene: MAPk-Ak2
Product: MAP kinase-activated protein kinase 2
Exons: 10
Coding region: 855-2120 (421 amino acids)
Biological process (GO): peptidyl-serine phosphorylation; intracellular signal transduction; protein autophosphorylation
Cellular component (GO): nucleus; cytoplasm
Molecular function (GO): calcium-dependent protein serine/threonine kinase activity; mitogen-activated protein kinase binding; calcium/calmodulin-dependent protein kinase activity
Source: RefSeq, a predicted model, not a curated record